Molecule: messenger RNA, 1803 nt
Organism: Didymodactylos carnosus
Lineage: Eukaryota; Metazoa; Rotifera; Eurotatoria; Philodinida; Philodinidae
Source: the annotation of a GenBank genome assembly
AUGGGUUCGGGUUGUUAUUUAUCUCGUCAAAAACCAAUGGAUCAAAUUCAUUCAAUAUUGACCCAUAUCAAAUAUCCCGUUGAAUAUGAUAACAACUCAUCAUAUUAUAAAAGAAUUUCAACAAAAUUAUUAAAAACACAUGACAAUGAUAAAAAUAUUGUUGAUUAUAAUCAAAUAUUAUUAACAUUAAAUAUUCGUCUAAUGACACAAGAUUUAUCCACAUCUUAUCGAAAUCAAUUGAUAUUAAAUUUAUUAAAACAAUUUAAUUUAAAUGAUGAAAAAAUCAAAUAUUUUCAACAAAUAUUACAAGAUAAAAUUCAAUUAUCAUUAAAAAAGACAUCAAUUUUUCAAUUUAAUCAAAUCAAAUUAAGUGAUUAUUUUAUGUGUCCUAUAAAAAUAUAUUCAUUAAAAAUUAAUGAAUAUCAAGGUGGUAUAUGUUUAAGUAUUGAAUUACAUCAUUCAUAUUUUAAUAUUCUAGUAAUAACAUUUUUAUUAUUGAUAUCAUCUUCAACGUUGUCACCUUAUACUAUCAAAGAAACAUUUCUAUUACCCGAAUAUUUGAGAAAUCAAUUUAGUAAAAAUUUAUGUCAAUAUAUAGCUGAAAAAUUAGACGAAUUUUGUAAAAAAAAAUCAAUUGAACAGACAUAUAAGAAAAUUAUACCACUCGGUUUAUCUUAUUCAAUACCAUGUUUACAAAAUACAAUAUUUAAUGCGUAUACCUACGAACAAUUGACAAAAGAUGAACAAGAAAUAGGUAUUCGUUCAAUACUUCAAGAUGCUAUUAAUGAGACAAAUAGUCAUAUUAAAUUGUUAAUUAUUAUCAAUGAAACAAUGGCUACAUUAAUAUUUUGUCAUCAUUCAACAAAUGAUUGUCAAAUGGCUAUAACCAUUGGUGAUGGUACAAAUAUUUGUUAUUAUGAUAAACUUACGAGUACUGAUAUCGAUAACAAUCACGAAACAAUCAUUAAUACUGAAUGGACAUUAUUCAAUGAUGGUGAUGAUAAAACAACAAAUAGUCUUGAAUUAAUUGUCACAAAAUUUGAUAAAUAUGUUAAUGAUCUAUACUCAAAACAACAAAAUGAAAAAUUUCGAUAUUUUAGUCAAUUUGUUCAAGAUAAUUCUCUGGCAGAAUUACUACGCUUGAUAUUACUCGAUUUCUACCAUCGUCGAUUACUGUUUGAUCAUGAUCCUAUUAAGGCAAUCACUGUCAUCGAACAACUACAUCCGUUAACAAGACAAAAUAUUAUAACAGCAAAAGAUUUAAAUGAUAUAUCGUCAGAUUAUUAUUCACAAUUUCAACAUAUUCGACGUAUUUUAACGCGAAUAAAUUUAGAUUAUUCAUCAACAACUGAUUGUAUCAUAUUACAAUUAAUAUGUAAUCUUAUUUUGAAACGUGCAUCAAAACUCUGUGCUGCUGCAUUUGCCACUAUUAUCAACAAACAAAAAAUAAAAAAUAUAACAAUAGCUCUUGGUGGAAGAUUAAUUCGAGAAAAUAAAAAAUUUCGAAAUCAUUUUUUAUAUUAUUUACGUGAAUAUGUCACGAAAGACAUUGCUUACAAAACAAUUAUGUUAGAUAAUGUAUCGGGAAUUGGAACUGCUAUUCUAACAAUGAUUCAUCAGCAAAUGUUUAUAAUAAAUGAUGAACAACGAAUAUUAAAAGAGAAGAAACUAGUAACAACUAAUAAAGCUAAAAAUAGUAUUGAAUCGAAAAUAAAUAUACCAGUAUUGAUCAAAUCACGACAAGCAGAAAAGUGUCAACGUAGACAGUCGAUAUUAAAAAUCCAUUCAUCCAUUUCAUCAUAA